Molecule: messenger RNA, 627 nt
Organism: Auxenochlorella protothecoides
Lineage: Eukaryota; Viridiplantae; Chlorophyta; Trebouxiophyceae; Chlorellales; Chlorellaceae
Product: Imidazoleglycerol-phosphate dehydratase 1, chloroplastic
Exons: 5
Coding region: 1-627 (208 amino acids)
Biological process (GO): L-histidine biosynthetic process
Molecular function (GO): imidazoleglycerol-phosphate dehydratase activity
Source: RefSeq, a predicted model, not a curated record
AUGAAUGGAGCUGCCCCAGCCAUGGCUCCCGUGCGCGUGGCCACUGUGAAGCGUGAGACCAAGGAAACAAGGGUGGAGGUGACCAUCAACCUAGAUGGCACGGGCCAGGCUGACAAUGACUCUGGCAUCCCAUUCCUGGAUCACAUGCUCGAUCAGAUCUCUUCGCACGGUCUGUUUGACCUCACAGUCAAAGCAAAGGGCGACACAUGGAUCGAUGACCACCACACCAAUGAGGACAUUGCUCUGGCCUUUGGCACCGCGCUGUCGCAAGCCCUGGGAGAUCGCAAGGGUAUCCACCGCUUUGGAAACUUCUCAGCACCACUGGAUGAGGCUCUCGUGGAUGUGGUGCUGGACCUGUCUGGUAGGCCCUACCUGGGCUACGACCUUGCCUUCAGGACCGAGAACAUCGGCAGGUUUGAGGUGCAGCUGGUGGAGCACUUCUUCCAGUCCCUGGCAAACACUAGUGGGAUGACACUGCACAUUCGUCAGCUUGCUGGACAGAACUCGCACCACAUAGUGGAGGCGGCCUUCAAGGCGUUCGCGCGAGCGCUGCGGCGAGCAUGUGAGGUGGAUCCUCGACGACAAGGCCAAAUCGCCAGCUCCAAGGGCGUGCUGACGCAGCAGUGA